Plodia interpunctella (Indianmeal moth) is the source of this 2116-nucleotide messenger RNA. RefSeq names its product DEAD-box helicase 56 (gene Hlc). The coding region runs from base 331 to 2010 and encodes 559 amino acids. Gene Ontology annotation, molecular function: ATP binding; RNA helicase activity; nucleic acid binding. The transcript has 10 exons. NCBI's taxonomy places the organism in Eukaryota, Metazoa, Arthropoda, Insecta, Lepidoptera, Pyralidae. The record is from RefSeq and is a predicted model, not a curated record.
GACAAACUUGUUGUAUUUGGUCUUGCAAUGAAUCCUCUAUUUGAAUUAUGUUGCCUUGACCAAUGCCUUGACCUAUACUUGACCAAAAAGUACUUGACGGAUGCUUGACAUUGACAUAACUAUGACAGCCAACAGAGCAGCCUAUCAGAAGAGUGAAGAGCCGAAGUGCAGACAGAAGGGAUAAAUAAAUGUGCGCGUGUUUAUUUCUUUCGUGUUUUUCAUUUCAGCUCAGCAACGUGUAGUGUAUUUUUUAUACUCAUUUGUGGUACUUAACAGGAACAAACACACUUUUAUAUUAUUAUAACCGUAUUCACUUUCACAAACAUUAACAUGGAUGAAGAAAAGAAGGUUAUGUUUCAUGAAAUGGAGUUAGACGAUCGGAUUCUAAAGGCUAUAUCUCAGUUAUCGUGGAGUGAGCCAACACUUAUCCAAGCUACUGCCAUUCCUUUGCUGCUGGAGGGUAAAGACGUCCUUAUGAGAGCACGAACUGGGUCGGGGAAGACUGCAGCGUUCACUGUUCCUGUUAUACAAAAGGUCCUGAACUUGAAGAACACAAGCCGACAUCAGAGUAUCAGGGCUUUGGUGUUGUCACCCAGCAAGGAGUUAUGUGGACAGAUAGCAUCAGUAAUUGGCGAUUUAACCCUCAAAUGUGCGAGAGAAGUGAGGUGUGUGGACAUAUCCUCGAGUGGAGACAUGCAAAUACAGAAAUCAUUGUUACUUGACAAACCAGACAUAGUUGUGUCAACACCGUCUCGAGUACUCGCUCAUUUGAAGGCUAAUAACUUGAGGUUGAAGGAAGAACUGGCCAUGCUGGUGGUGGAUGAGGCCGAUUUAAUAUUCUCAUUUGGAUAUGAAGCUGAAAUCAAAGAGUUAUUAAGCCACUUGCCAAAAAUAUACCAAGCUGUGUUGGCCUCGGCUACACUGUCAGAUGAUGUUUUAAGCCUAAAGAAGAUAGUCCUACGCAACCCGGUCACGUUGAAACUUGAAGAGCCCGAAUUGGCGCCUUCCUCUCAGCUCCAGCACUACCAUUUGUUUGCGGAGGAAGAUGAUAAAGCCGCCAUUUUAUAUGCUCUGCUAAAAUUAAACCUCAUCAGGGGGAAGAGUAUUAUUUUUGUGAGGACAGUGGAUCGGUGUUACAAGUUAAAACUAUACUUGGAGCAGUUCAAAAUAGCUUCAUGCGUGCUGAACUCCGAGUUGCCCGCAGCAGUACGAUGCCUAUCAGUGGACCAGUUCAACCGCGGUCGGUACCAGAUCAUCAUAGCUUCAGAUGAGAAGGCCUUGGAGAAGCCCGAUGGUGGGAUAUUACCUAUUGAAGAGAGAACUAAGAAGAAAAAGCAAGCGUCGAAGCGCAAGCGUGACAAGGAGUCGGGCGUGUCCCGCGGCAUUGACUUCCAGCACGUCGCCAACGUCAUCAACUUUGACUUCCCGCUCGACGUCAACUCCUACGUGCACAGAGCUGGCCGGACGGCCAGGGGGAACAAUCAGGGAUCGGUGUUGUCAUUCGUGUCGAUACGGGAGAAGCCUCUAAUGGACGCAGUGGAGUCCCAUUUAGCGAAAGGAUUUAACAGUCAAAAGGUGUUACAGAAGUACGAGUUCGCGCUGGAAGAAGUGGAAGGGUUUAGAUACAGGUCUAAAGAUGCGUGGCGUGCGGUCACCAGGAUCGCAGUGAGGGAAGCCAGGCUGAAGGAGAUCAAACAGGAGCUGCUGAAUUGCAAGAAGUUGCAGGGUUACUUUGAAGAGAAUCCCACAGACCUAGCCGCCUUGAGACGAGACAAGGCGCUGCACACGGUGAAGCUGCAGCCUCAUCUGGCGCACAUACCGGAGUACCUGCUGCCGGCGGCGCUGAGGAGUGAGGAGCCCGAAGCGGAUCAGGAGGAAGCGCCCGUCAAGAAGAAGAGCAAGAAGAAUUAUGAGAACGUUAAGAGGUUGAAACGACAGGCCCGCCAAAACAAUCCGCUACGCAGUUUCCACCUAAAAGCUAAGAAACUCUCAACGACUGGCGACACUUAGACCUGUUAGUAUGAGGAGUGGAAAUUAUAUGAAAUAUAUAUUUUAUAUUGCUAUCAUGUAUAUGCCAAAAGCUAUCUGAUCUGAGCAGUAAACUGUUUCGUUUGGA